CUGGCGGCGCCUCUUUUCCUUUUUUCUUUUUUGGAUUCAGAACCUCUCUUUCGUUUGACGUGAUUGCAUUUUUUUUGCAUUUUUUUUUCUAUUUACUUUUGAAGCAAUAGCUGCUUCAGACACUCCUUAGAAACACAAACAGCUUUUCUCUUUCCGUUCCCUUACGUGAACAAUUACAAUCGCUAUAACCACCUUGAGAAUCGCAAAUUACCGCUUUCGACAGCAAUAAACUUCAAAAACUCCGAAUAUCAUUCACAUCCGCAAAAAUGGGCUUGUCCAAGCUCUCCGUUUCCCUGCUCGCCCUGGCCAGCAGCGCCAUUGGAGCUGAUCUUCCCGCCAUCACAGCCAAGGGCUCCAAGUUCUUCUACCCCAACGGCACCCAGUUCUUCAUCAAGGGUGUUGCGUACCAGCAGGAUGUUGGCCAGGCCGGCACCACCAGCUCCUCUGGCAACUCAACCUUCAUCGACCCCCUCUCCAGCGAGGCCAACUGCAAGCGUGACAUUCCGCUGCUGCAGCAGCUCGGCACAAACGUGAUCCGAACCUAUGCCAUCGACCCCACGGCCGACCACUCGGCCUGCAUGUCGCUGCUCGAGGCUGCCGGCAUCUACGUCUUCUCCGAUCUGGGCGAGCCCUCGCUGUCCAUCAACCGCGACUCCCCCAGCUGGGACACCGACCUGUUCGCCCGCUACCAGGCCGUUGUCGACGAGAUGCAGAAGUACUCCAACGUCAUCGGCUUCUUCGCCGGUAACGAGGUCUCCAACGCCAAGAACAACACCAUGGCCUCUGCCUUUGUCAAGGCCGCCGUGCGUGACACCAAGGCCUACAUCAAGUCCAAGAAGUACCGCUGGAUGGGUGUCGGCUAUGCCGCCAACGACGACGUCGAUAUCCGCUCCCAGAUGGCCGACUACUUCAACUGCGGUGACGCGAGCGACGCCAUUGACUUCUGGGGCUACAACAUCUACUCCUGGUGCGGUCAGAGCUCCAUGCAGAAGUCUGGCUAUGACACCGAGACCCAGUUCUUCUCCAACUACUCUGUCCCCGUCUUCUUCGCCGAGUACGGCUGCAACCUGCCCAGCGGCGCUGCCGACCGUAUCUUCCAGGAAACCGCUGCUCUCUAUGGUGACGAGAUGUCUGCUGUCUUCAGCGGUGGUAUCGUCUACAUGUACUUUGAGGAGGCUAACGACUAUGGUCUGGUCAAGGCUAGCGGCAGCUCCGUCACCAAGUUGAAGGACUUCAGCGCUCUCCAGUCUCAGGUUGCCAAGGUCGACCCCAAGGGUGUUGACUCGGCCGACUACAAGCCCACCAACCAGGCCGCCAAGUGCCCUGCCCUGACUUCCAACUGGCAAGCCUCCGACAACCUGCCUCCUACCCCCGACUCUGGUCUCUGCUCUUGCAUGCAGGCUUCUCUGUCCUGCGUCCGCGCCUCCGGCCUCGAGUCCAAGGACUACGGUGACAUCUUCAACUUCAUCUGCGGCAACAACCCCACCGUCUGCGCCGGUAUCAAUGGCAACGCCACCACCGGAGUCUACGGUGCCUACAGCAUGUGCGACGACGGUGCCAAGCUCGACUACGUCCUCGACACCUACUACAACUCCCAGAAGAAGGCCUCCACUGCUUGCGACUUCAACAGCCAGGCCCAGGUCGUCAGCGCCAAGCCCGUCGCCACCUGCUCUGCUGCCCUGGCCUCUGCCAGCAACAUCAACAAGCAGGCCGCCACUGCUACCGGCCCCGUCAACGCCGGUGCCACUGGUGGCAGCUCCACCAGCGGCGGCUCCAGCACCAGCAGCAGCGCUGCCGUUGCUGGCCGCCCUGCUGCCUACCUGCUCAGUAUGGGCGAGCUGUCCAUGGCUCUGUACAUGGGUGUUGCCGUGCUCACCGGUGCUAGCAUGAUCCUCCUGUAAUUUUGAGAAAAGAAAAAACAUUUAAUUAGAAAUGGCCUUGAUUUGUUUUUAAUUUUGUUCUUUUUCUUUUUCUGAAACUUAUUUUUUGGGCUUGUUGUAUGUAGAAAACGGUCAAGUUAUUUAGAGGAAAGUGAAAUAAUUUAUUCAUUGUUUUUUUUAUUAUAUAUACUCGACCUACAAGUCAUUUCCCGGACAAAGACGCACAAAGUCUGGGAUUAUGAAUGACUUCCCCUCCCUCCUUCUAUUAUAUAUAUUUGCACUUUUCUUUCUUUUUCUUUUCGGGAGGAGAGAGGUUUACUUUUCAUGUUGGAUGUAUUGAAGGCAUCUUAUAUCCUUAGAGUUGUGUUUGCGGCUUUUGCUGUUAGAAUGGGUUUUUUGUUGUCGUUUGAUAGCAGUAUUGACUUUUACGAUUCUUAUUUAUACUUGUGAAAUACUCCUUUAAAAGGCUCUUGUUCACUUUUGCGUCUGUGACAUGGUCUAUUGCAGUUCAUCUAGGUACUGUUGUCAACAUAAAAACUUGCCAUGUUCAGCGUCAGAAAUCGCUUAUUGAGGCAAUGUAAGUAUGCUGCAGGGGCUGUGUUUUCACCGUACGUCUGACCCCGCUUCCAUUCCUUCAGCACUUCUCAUGCAG
Molecule: messenger RNA, 2532 nt
Organism: Trichoderma atroviride IMI 206040
Lineage: Eukaryota; Fungi; Ascomycota; Sordariomycetes; Hypocreales; Hypocreaceae
Biological process (GO): fungal-type cell wall organization; fungal-type cell wall (1->3)-beta-D-glucan biosynthetic process
Cellular component (GO): plasma membrane
Molecular function (GO): 1,3-beta-glucanosyltransferase activity
Source: RefSeq, a predicted model, not a curated record